GGAUGUGACGUCACUGCGCAGAGACAGCUGGUGUGACGAGUCUUCCAGCUGCCCCCGAAGCCUUAGCCACAUAUUGAUGCACGUAGAGUUGGACGUGGUUUUGUUCUAAUAACGGUAGAACCAUGAUGCUCGGGGAGAGAACGCCGCUGCUGUGGGUGUUCGUGCAGGCUGCGAUCGUCGUGGCGUCGUGUUUCACCGACAUAGAAACGGGGCCUAGCGCAGGUGUAUCCACACUGCCGAACGGAGACCGGUUUAAAAUCGAGGGCAGAGCCAUUGUCCCGGGCGUGAAGACACAGGACUGGGUGUCCUCGGCCAGAGUGUUGGUAGAAGGUGAAGAAUAUGUGGGAUUUAUGAGAACUGAUGGCAGUUUCACUGUGAAUGACAUCCCCUCAGGAUCAUACGUCGUGGAAAUCGUCACACCAGCCUAUAAAUUUGAACCCGUGCGCGUCGAUAUCACAUCCAAGGGUAAAAUGAGGGCACGUGUUGUGAACUACAUCAAGACUUCAGAAGUGAUUCGCCUGCCGUAUCCAUUACAAGUCAGGGCUAGUGGCGCACACGUCUACUUCAUGAAGAGGGAAACCUGGGGCUGGACAGACUUCCUCAUGAACCCAAUGGUUAUGAUGAUGGUUCUGCCCCUUCUUAUCAUUGUGCUGCUGCCCAAAGUGGUCAACACCAAUGACCCAGAGAUGAGAAAGGAAAUGGAGCAGUCCAUGAACAUGCUGAACCCCAACCCUGAGCUUCCAGAUGUGUCUGAGCUCAUGACCAAGCUCUUCUCUGGGUCCAAGGGCUCCAGCAAGGCGGGCAGCAGCAGCAGCAAGGGCACCAGGCCAGCUGUCAAGAGGAGGUAGUACCGUGCUGAGUCCCCCCAGUCUGACGAAAGAGGAAGGAUUCGUGGCGUGGAAUCAGUUUUAGGUGUCAUUGUUCCUCUAGGUCUGUCGCACAGUUUCUUUAUUAACAGAUGUUUUAACACAUCUUAACUUUGAAAGACUUUGAGAAACUGAGCAAAGGUCCGAUUAUGUUUUUUUUCAUGCACUGAAAUUUCUUGAAAACUCUUAGUCUCCAUUUGCUCUGUAGUCUCUAUGUGACUCUGCUACUCUUCCUUUGCUAACCUUCUGAUGUGCGUUUUCCACUGCUGCUAAUUCCUCUACCUGAAAGAGAACUUAUAUACAUAUUCAGAGAUUCUCUUCUUACUUCGAUUUCAGUAAAACGACUGUGAAUGAAGAUGAAUUGAAUUUUAAGAUUGAAAAAUUCUUAUUUAAUAACCUAGAAAAAAAUAUGUCAAUGGUUCUAUAAUAACUGUUUUUAUUUCAGAUCAUCCGAUUUGUCUGAAAGUAAGCACAUGGCCUGUUAUUUUAUUGAAUUAUUAUAUUUCCAACAUUCAUUCUGUAUAUUUGUGCCUCAUGGGUAGAAAUUAGGAUGAUGAUUGGUUAAAAUUCACAGAAUGAUAGAACUGUGUGUUUGCUUUUAAGAUGUCUACUGGCUUUACUUUAAUAAAGCAGACAGUAAAGUCU
This is a messenger RNA of Betta splendens (Siamese fighting fish), 1511 nucleotides long. It is a transcript of the gene emc7b, whose product is annotated as ER membrane protein complex subunit 7b. Gene Ontology annotation, molecular function: carbohydrate binding. NCBI's taxonomy places the organism in Eukaryota, Metazoa, Chordata, Actinopteri, Anabantiformes, Osphronemidae. The record is from RefSeq and is a predicted model, not a curated record. Gene Ontology annotation, cellular component: EMC complex. The transcript is spliced from 5 exons. The coding region runs from base 123 to 848 and encodes 241 amino acids.